GGUAUAAGCCCUCUUCCCAUGAUCCUUUCCUUCUCUUCGCCAUCUUCCCUCCGUCCCGGCCGCGGCCGUCGCCAUGAAGGUCGAGCUGUGCAGUUUCAGCGGGUACAAGAUCUACCCCGGACACGGGCGGCGCUACGCCAGGACCGACGGCAAGGUUUUCCAGUUUCUUAAUGCAAAAUGCGAGUCAGCAUUCCUUUCCAAGAGGAAUCCUCGACAGAUAAAUUGGACUGUCCUCUACAGAAGGAAGCACAAAAAAGGACAGUCGGAGGAAAUUCAGAAGAAGAGAACCCGGCGUGCAGUCAAGUUCCAGAGGGCCAUCACUGGGGCAUCUCUUGCUGAUAUCAUGGCCAAGAGGAACCAGAAACCGGAAGUCAGGAAGGCCCAGCGAGAGCAGGCUAUCAGGGCUGCCAAGGAAGCAAAAAAAGCAAAGCAGGCAUCAAAGAAGACAGCAAUGGCUGCUGCUAAGGCUCCCACAAAAGCAGCACCUAAGCAAAAGAUUGUGAAGCCUGUGAAGGUUUCUGCUCCCAGAGUUGGUGGAAAACGCUAAUUGGUAGAUCAGAUUUUAAAUAAAGGUCCAUCUAUAACUCUA
Jaculus jaculus (lesser Egyptian jerboa) is the source of this 589-nucleotide messenger RNA. RefSeq names its product ribosomal protein L24 (gene Rpl24). Gene Ontology annotation, cellular component: cytosolic large ribosomal subunit. The transcript has 6 exons. NCBI's taxonomy places the organism in Eukaryota, Metazoa, Chordata, Mammalia, Rodentia, Dipodidae. Gene Ontology annotation, molecular function: structural constituent of ribosome; mRNA binding. The record is from RefSeq and is a predicted model, not a curated record. Gene Ontology annotation, biological process: cytoplasmic translation. The coding region runs from base 74 to 547 and encodes 157 amino acids.